GAAUGAGCGACUCAAGCGCAUCCCCAUUACGCUCACCAGAGGAUGAGGAGCUACUCGCAAAAUCAUCGAGAAUACGAUUAUGGGUUACAAAGAGAAUGAAAGAGCUCGAGGAUCAAAACGAACGACUUCGGGCUCAAAACUUGCGGUGUACUACACAACUUCAAAUGCUCCGUAGUUUUACGGAAAAGUCGAGAAAGAUCAAGGCAGAAAUGGAGAUGAGCAGAAGUAUCACAGGCACUUUGCCAGUACUUCGGGAUGAAAAUCGAACUUCAGAUGAUAGUGGACUGACUUCAGACGACGCAGAUCGAAAACAAAUGAGUGUCAGUAUAUCUGAAUGUACUCCACGAGUUCAAAGAAAAGCUGCUCGAACAAUGUUGAAAAACACGUCUCAAGGGUCUUCCACGUCCGAAUCUUCGCCUUGUGAGGAUGAAGCUAAACCGAUGCCGUUGCCGAGAAGAAUACAUCCAACUGCAACAGAGCGGGAUAGCUUAAACUCCUAUGCGGAAGAUUACGAGUAUGACAUUGAAGAAUCCUCAUUUGAACGACAUGAAGAACAAGUUAGAAAUGAAAAUGAAAAAUAUGUGGACUAUGUGAAUCUUCAUGAAUUCGUUGCUAUCAAAGAUGAUAAAGUUGUCUAUUCGGAAAUUGUGAAGCAUAGAUCUACGGAGAAAGAGUAUCUUCCAGCACUUCCAUCACACCAGCCAAGACAAUGGGAGAAUCGAUUAAUACAAGCCGCUGAAAAGUGUCUGUCUGUAAUUGAUGGUGCAGAUUCUGAAGGAACAUCGACUGGACCAUCUGUGUCACCAUAUCAUGUUUCGGAUGUUUCAAGGAUUUCAUCAAAUAACCGAACUGAAUCACCUGGAUCUAGAAAAUCAUCGAAACUAUCUCGAAACUCUUCCCCGCGUGUUCCAUCACAUCAUUCUUAUGAAGAUGGAGCUGCAUAUGCAAUCAGAGAUUUAUGUUUAGGAAGUGAUUAUUAUCUUCCACCAGAUGCUUCAUCAAGAUGUUCCGGUGGUACUCCAACAUCUCGAACAUCUUUAAUACCGUCUAGGGAGACAAUGGAAAAAUCUGGAUACUGGACACAACUGACAGAUAGUCGAAUAAAAUCCCUGAAAAGAAGAUAUGUGGUAUUUAAAAAUGGACAAAUCAGUUUUUAUAGAAAACAUAACAAUCGAGACGAGGAACCUGCAUCAAAAAUCAGUAUAUCAGAUAUUCGAUCUGUCACAAAACUUGAGCAACAAGGAGCAGCUUAUGCCUUUCAAUUGAUAACUUCUACAGACAAAAUGAAUUUUAUGACAGAAAGUGAAAGAACUACUCAUGAUUGGGUCACGAUACUUUCGGCUGCAAUUAAAGCAACAACCCUACGUGAAAUGGCAAGUCGAGUUACUCCAAUAGAUGCUUCAAUAAGUGGCUGGUUAACACGUGUCAAAUGUGGACUCUCGAAGAAAGUGUUCGCUGCUCUUGUUAAUCAAAAACUGAUGUUCUUCAAAAACUCAAAUGAUCUUGUUCCAAAUGGAUUUUUGUGUCUACAAGGCGCCCAAAUUAGUGAGAAACACAAUGGAACGGAAGAAUAUUCAGGAAGUAGCGAUGAACAACUGGAAACAACCAAAGAACAUCCCAAUCAAAGAAAAAAUAAUGACAGUUUAUGUGUUCAAAUUGCAAACGAAGAUCCUGUUUAUUUGAUAUUAAGAACUUCUGAAGAUAAGGAAAAGUGGUUAUACUACCUGAAAUCUGCAAGCGGGACCGCGGCACUAUGUGGUACACCAUUUGAGAUUUUGGUUCAGAGAAUGAUGGCUGAAAAUGUGGCAAACGAUUCCCCACUAUGGAAAGAUCUUUUGUUCGCAUCCGGCGAAGAAAUUCCAAAAGACACAAUGACUUCCGUAGAUCAUAGUGAUCGGAAAAAAACGCUCGAGAUCGCUAGAGCUUGCCAACUAUUUGUGUCAGUUUUGAUGCGAGCACAAGCCACCCAAUACCAUAUUGAUCUUGCACAAAACAUACUCUCAACUGCAGUUCAACAGGAAUAUCUGAGGAAUGAAGUUUAUUCUCAACUUAUAAAAAUGACAAGUGGAAGUAUGCCUUUUGGACUUCAAGGAUGGAAGUUGUUGGCUUUGACGAUUCCAUUGUUUCUUCCAAAGCAGUACUCUCUACUUUGGUUGCUGAAGAGGCAUAUUUCUCGCUGGGUGGAUCUUCCAAACGAAUCCGAUGAAACUCGAAUGGCCAUUUUCUGUGAAAGUGCAUUGGACAGAUGUCUUCGUGUUGGAGGUAGACAGGAAGGUCCCAGUCGAUUGGAAGUUACAUCUGUUCUAACAAGAGAUGUGACCCGUACAAAAUUUCCCCAUUCAAUCUCUGUAAAGCUUCCGAAUUCCGAAUAUCAAAUUGUUGAGUUUGAUGGUUCAACUGAAAUUGGUCAGUGUCUUUCUUCACUUUGCCUGAAACUUGGAAUGCGUCCUGCUCUUCUAUCUGGAUAUGCUCUUUAUAUGAACGACCCAAUGACUCAUAGCUUAUUACUUCUCAAAGGAAAACAAAAGCUAUGUGAUGCAUUGUCAACAUGGGAAACACGAUCAAGAGAUGCUCAAAGGGGAAGAGUUAUAUCUGAUUGUGCAGCAGCAUUGUCACUUCGAAUGAGACAUUAUUGGGGCCAUUUGGCACUGACAGAAACUCCAAUUGAACGACAAUUUUUGGUAUGGAGAGCAUCAGAGGAGAUUGUUAAUGGAAGAAUUCCAUUGAGCAAUCAACUUUGUGAGAGUUUAGCAGCAUUAUAUGCACAAAUGGUAUUCGGAGAUGCAAAUCAGUCAUUAUCGGAUCAACAAUUUGAGUUCAUAAGUCAACGAUUUUAUCCCUCAAAGAUGUUGGAUGUGGCUUGUAUAAAAAGUUUGAGACUCCAAAUCAAUUCAAACUGGAGUGAACUUAUCGGAAUGAGUGAAAAUGAAUGUGUCCGUGUUAUUCUUCAAGUUCUCGGAAAAUGGCCUCUAUUUGGAUCAGAUCUUCACGAAGCUUCAAUGAGAACAGACAACGAGAGGAAAAUAUAUUUGGCUCUUAAUGACCACUCGGUCAGUCUUUUGGAUAGGAGACAUUUUGACGUCAUCCGCACAAUACCCUACAGUAGUCUUUCAACAUUUGGUCAAUUUCAACAAGACUUCAUGCUUACAAUAAUACGGCCUCUAACACCAGGAUCUCAUCCAGAUGAAGCUCCAAAAGAACGGCUCACAUUUUCAAUGCAAAAGAAUGAAAUCGAACAACUGACACUUCAUCUCGCAGAAUACAUCAGAUGCCAGAAACUUGUUUGGAAAGUUUCUAAAUAAUUUAUUAUUACAUUUCAAAAAUGUUUCUUUUUUUGUUGUUUAAAAUUAUAUUUCAACCAAAAAUUCACUUUUUUCUUGAGUGCUCUUUUCCUGAUACGGUGGUACAAUCAUUUGUGGUUCUGUUCUAUCUUUAUUUAAUAUUUAUUUCAUUUAAUGGCUUUUCGUUAUUAUAACAAUUUUUAAUUUUAAUAAUAAACGAUUUAAGAAA
This is a messenger RNA of Caenorhabditis elegans, 3510 nucleotides long. RefSeq names its product PH domain-containing protein (gene max-1). NCBI's taxonomy places the organism in Eukaryota, Metazoa, Nematoda, Chromadorea, Rhabditida, Rhabditidae. Bases 315 to 3302 code for a protein of 995 amino acids. The transcript has 11 exons. The record is from RefSeq and is marked reviewed.